ACAAUAAAAGAUUAUAAAUGCUAGUAUUUAAUUUAUCAAAACGUCAAGCAAUUAAUACAGUUAAAUUGUUGUGUCAAAAUAUGUCUACUAAAUGUGAAGUAGCUGUAUGUCAAUUUACUUCAACAAACGAUAAAGAAAGGAACUUAAGCAUUGUUAAAAAACUUGUACAACAAGCUGCGAAUAAAGAUGCAAAGGUAGUAUUUUUACCGGAAGCCACCGAUUACAUUGGAACAAGUAAAAAAGAAACUGCUGAAUUGGCUGAACCAUUAACUGGUAAAUUAAUAUCAGAGUAUAAAAAUUUAGCCAAAUCAAACAACGUUUGGCUAUCAAUUGGUGGAUUCCAUGAAAAAGUGAAUGAGUCAACCACAUACAAUGCCCAUAUCUUAAUUGAUAAUGAAGGGUUUAUUAAAUCAGUCUACAGGAAAGUCCACUUGUUUGAUGUAUGCAUACCUGAGAAAAACGUAAAUCUAAAAGAAUCGGACUUUAAUAAAGGUGGUGACAGAAUCCUUGAGCCCAUUCAAACACCAGCUGGAUUAAUGGGUUUAGCAAUUUGCUAUGAUUUAAGAUUUCCAGAACUAGCAAUCCUCCAAAGAAGAUUAGGUGCUGAAAUUCUAACAUACCCUUCAGCAUUCACUUCCACAACUGGUGAGGCUCAUUGGGAAAUUUUAUUAAGAGCAAGAGCUAUUGAAAAUCAAUGUUAUGUUAUUGCUGCAGCCCAAUAUGGGAAGCACAAUGAUACUCGCGUUUCUUAUGGACAAUCUAUUAUUAUUGAUCCAUGGGGUAAGAUAAUAGGGGAGUGUCCAAAAUAUCAACCAGACAAUGACGCUGAUGAAAGUAUAGCAGUGGCAACAAUAAAUUUGGAUCUAAUUAAAAAAGUAAGGAGAGAAAUGCCGGUCGUAGAUCACAGAAGAAGUGAUAUUUAUAGUUUGGAGCUAACUGAGAACCUGACCAAUACAGUAAAUGAUAAUGAUAUAUACUAUUUUGCUGACAAAAAAAUACUUGGUGGUACAGUUUUUUAUAAGUCCCCCUACAGUUUUGCCUUCACCAACAUAAGAUGCGUCGUGCCUGGCCAUGUGCUAAUUUCUAGUUUAAGACCAGCUGCAAGGUUGCAGGAUUUAACUGAAGUGGAAGUCGCCGAUUUAUUUAGGACCUCGGUAAAAGUAGAACAGGUUCUAGAAAAGCAUCACAACUCAACAAGUACCACAGUUUGCGUUCAGGAUGGAAAAAAUGCUGGCCAAACUGUUCCUCACGUUCACGUUCAUAUUCUUCCGAGAAAACCGGGUGACUUUGAAAGGAACGACGAUAUUUAUGACUCAUUGGCGAAACACGAUAGAGAGGAUAAUCCAGGACCAUUGAGAACAACUGAAGAAAUGGUGAAAGAGGCUCAAACAUUGAGAGCAUAUUUUUCCAGUUAGAUUUAUUGUCAAAGAAGGUACAUGUGAUAUAAUAAAUUAAUCAAAUUCAAUUUAGUUAACAACUGA
Messenger RNA from Aethina tumida (small hive beetle), 1481 nucleotides. Its product is annotated as nitrilase and fragile histidine triad fusion protein NitFhit. Gene Ontology annotation, biological process: nucleobase-containing compound metabolic process. NCBI's taxonomy places the organism in Eukaryota, Metazoa, Arthropoda, Insecta, Coleoptera, Nitidulidae. Bases 18 to 1415 code for a protein of 465 amino acids. Gene Ontology annotation, molecular function: hydrolase activity, acting on carbon-nitrogen (but not peptide) bonds, in linear amides; bis(5'-adenosyl)-triphosphatase activity. The record is from RefSeq and is a predicted model, not a curated record. The transcript is spliced from 7 exons.